GGAAGGCAGAUCAGCAAUCUAGUUACUUGUCAACUAUCAAAUUCGGUAGGCGAAAGAGUGAGAAGGAAAAGGGUGUGAAGAACAACAAAUAUGCCUUCGAAAAUUCAACUUGAUGAAAAUCUCGUCUUUUUGUAUAUUUGUCUCCAGAAAUCAGAUAUGAAAACUAUUGAUUUUGCAGCCGUAGGCCAAACCACUAAUCUCAAAUCUCCUGCUGCACGCAUGCGCUACACGAGACUCAAACGCCAGAUUGAAAAGGGGGUUAUUGGGGCGAAUGCGAAUAUUCAUCUUGGGAGUGGGAGUGGGAGUGGGGAGAGGGGAGGGAAUGGAGAGGAGAAGGAAAGAAGGAGGGAAAAGAGGGAGAAGAAGAUGAGGGAGAAGAAGGAGAAGGGGGAGAAGAAGGAGAAAGGGGAUGUGAAAGAUUGGGAUAGUGGGGUGAUUGGAAUGGGAAUGGGAAUGGCAUUGAAAACAGAUGGUGGAGUGGAGAACAAAGAAGGAAAGAGGAAGAGGGAAAUCGAGGAUACCACAGAAUCCGACGCAGAUGCGAUCUCGGAGCCAGAUUUCCAGCUCCAAGGAUGGAAAGCCUUUAUACUCAACAACAAAACCUCUCCAUUCCCCCCAUCCAUCCGACUUUCCACAUACCCGCAGCCCAACCACCUUCCUCACGCACCCAUACCCAUUUACCCCGCCCCUUUCACUCCCCCCUUCAACAACUCACAACCCGACAUCUCCCAGCCCACCUCCCAAGCUCUCCUGAACCAACUCCCCUCCCAAACACCCUCCUCCCACUCACUCACCCCCCAAAUCAAACUUGAACCCUACUCCCCCUUCUCCUCUUUCUCCUCCUCCUCUACCGAGCGCAGCCUAUCGAAUUUCCACGAGCGCACCGCCGCCACCCAAAACAACAACGAAAACGACGACGCAGAUUCCGAAGACGAGAUGCCGCUUGCGAAACGGAGGGGUAAGGAUACUCAGCACAAUUCUCCAAACGAAAAUGAAAAGGAAAAGGAAAAUCCAAAUCUGAAGAGAGAAGCAUGGCCACGUGCGAACACGUCGAGAAUCGCAGAUGCAUAUACCGACGCACAUUCUCAUUCUCAUUCCCACGAAUAUUCCAAGAUGCCGGAUCCAUAUCAAAAUGGAAAUGGAAAUCCAAAUGAAUACGCACGUACGCAUACACAUCCACAUCCUGCACCUCAUCCCUCCCUCGAAUCCCAUAUCUCUACAUACCCGUAUCCCAACCCCUACCCCUACACCACACCCUACAAACCCAUCUACACACCUCCCAGCUUCCGGCACGAAGAUUUCUCAACCUCAAACCUCACACUCCUAGCACCCUCUUCAUCUCCCUCUUCAACUCCCUCACCCUCGCCCCCAGAAUCUCCAUCCCCACCACCCUCUAACGCGCCUCUCCAUCUCCACUCCCACUCCCAACCCCCCACCUGGACCGAAACAUAUCAAUCCUAUCGACAUCUCUGGGGUGCCGAGCGCAUGGCACGAUUAUCGCCUCCUUCUCUAUCCACACCACCUCCCCCGACCACUCCUCCUCGACACCAUACCCUCAACCCCACACCGCACUCCAAUUUCCCUCCUCUUUCCCACUCCCGAUCACAAUCACAAUCAGCUCAUCCCAAUACUCACUUAUCAUCGCCACAGUGGUGAUUGACCGAAUACUCGGUUCGGGUCUGGUUUUAUUGGUUUAGAUGGGGGGUUGGAGGAGGAUGGAUGGGAUUGGAUGGGGUGAGAUUAAAUCAGGCGAGAUCA
This is a messenger RNA of Botrytis cinerea B05.10, 1758 nucleotides long. RefSeq lists its product as hypothetical. The transcript has 2 exons. NCBI's taxonomy places the organism in Eukaryota, Fungi, Ascomycota, Leotiomycetes, Helotiales, Sclerotiniaceae. The record is from RefSeq and is a predicted model, not a curated record. Bases 91 to 1656 code for a protein of 521 amino acids.